Messenger RNA from Eimeria acervulina, 2005 nucleotides. RefSeq names its product DNA gyrase subunit A, putative. Gene Ontology annotation, biological process: DNA topological change. The transcript is spliced from 10 exons. The record is from RefSeq and is a predicted model, not a curated record. Gene Ontology annotation, cellular component: DNA topoisomerase type II (double strand cut, ATP-hydrolyzing) complex. NCBI's taxonomy places the organism in Eukaryota, Apicomplexa, Conoidasida, Eucoccidiorida, Eimeriidae. Gene Ontology annotation, molecular function: DNA topoisomerase type II (double strand cut, ATP-hydrolyzing) activity; ATP binding; DNA binding. The annotation marks the transcript as partial.
GAUGGCGCAGCCCUUUGUCUCGCGUUUGCCUCUGAUUGAAGGCCACGGUAAUUUCGGCUCUGUCGAUGGAGACCCCGCAGCUGCAAUGAGAUAUACAGAAUGCAGGCUUUCUGAGUUCUGUCAGGAUGUGCUGCUAAAGGAUCUGCACACAGCCGCCUGCAGUUAUCGAGCCAACUUCGAUGCCACUGAGGUAGAGCCUACAUGUCUGCCUGCGCGGCUUCCUCUGCUGCUGCUGCAAGGGACCUCCGGGGUUGCAGUUGGGCUGUCUACGCAUCUGCCACCCCACAACCUCAAUGAAAUUCUCGACGCAUGCAUCGCCCUUAUUGACAAUCCUCGCCUAUCGGACUCUUCUCUCUAUCGUUUGCUUCCCGGUCCAGACUUCCCGACAGGGGGGGUUUUGCUGCUGCGAGAUGCGCAGCAAGCAGCAGGGUAUAGGAAAGGGGUUUGGGGUUGUACAUGGGUACGAGACGAGAGCGACUAUUCAGGUGUACGUGUGGUAUUUGAACUGGAGGCUGAGGUGUCUCCGCAGCAGGCCUGGAGUUAUUUAUUGUCUCGCACAGCACUUGAGGUGUCUGUACACUGCAAUUUAGUUGCUUUAAAGGAAGGAAAACACCCCCAAAGGAUGUCCAUCAGGGAGGUGAUAGAGAACUGGAUUCAAUUUCGAUUGACCGCUGUGAAGGCCCGCCUUAGCGAGCAGCUGGAGCAGCUGCAGCAGCAGCAAGAGAAGCUAGAAGCAGCAGUGAAAGCAGCAAAAUACUCUCGUGAAGUAGCAGAGCUGCUGCAGCGCAGCAGAGAUGCAGCAGAAGCCAUCAAGGAGAUGCAAGGGCCCCCGUUUCUGCUGACAGAGGGACAGGCGGCGUCUCUGCUGCGGAUGCGUCUGUCGAGUUUGCUGCAGCUGGAGCAGCAGCAGCAGCAGCAGCAGCUGCAGCAGGUGCAGCAGCAGCAGCAGCACGUGCAACAAUUGCUGCAGGAGCCGCAGCAAAUGCUGCAGUUAAUAAAAAAAGAAUUACAAGAGAUAAAAAAUAAAUACUCAUGUCCUCGACGCACUCUCUUUUUAUUAAACAAAACUCAAAAAGGAGACAGUUUAUCUGCUUUGGCUGCACUGACGCACUUAGAAAGAGAAGAAGAAACUCAAAAAGAGACAGGAGACACCACAAGGAAAGGAGACAAGGUUGCGGCUGUCUCCUUCGUGCCCCCUAGCGCAGACCCUGAAGGAGACUGUCUCCUUUUGCUUACUAAGAGGGCCUACGGCAAACGCCUCUCCCUUAACCAACUCCGAAUUCAAAGAAGAGGAGGCCUCGGCGCUGCAGUCAUCCGCAUCUCCCCUCCUUCUCCACUCUUCUCCCCAAAUACUCAAAACAUACCUCUUGAGGGGGCCCUUGGGGGCCCCCAAGGGAAGGGGCCCCAGGAGAGGGGCCCCCAGGGGGGCCCCCAUGAGGAGGGCCCCCAGGGAGGCCCCCAUGAGGAGGUCCCCCAAGGGGGACCCCAUGAGGAGGGCCCCCAGGGGGCCCCCCAUGAGGAGGGCCCCCAAGGGGGCCCCCAAGGGGGGGGCCCCCAUGAGGAGGGCCUCCAAGAGGGGGGCCCCCAAGGGGAGGGCCUCCAAGAGGGGGGCCCCCAUAGGGCCCCCUCUGAGGGAGACGCGAAGAGAGGAGGUAAAGGAGAAGGAGAAGGGAGCAGAGAUGAAGUUUGCUGCUUAGCCUUUGUGGGGCCCCACAAAGAUGUUGGGAUCGUGUCGGAGGCUGGGAUCGUCUCCCGUCGAAGUGUCUCCUCCGUUCCCCUGUACAGCAGCAAACUUGCUAGAGGCGUUCUGCUUCACAAACUACGCAAGAGAUCCACUGCUGCUGCUGCUGAUGCUGCUGCUGCAGUGGUGUUGCUGCCAGAGCAGCACACACAAACGGAAAACAGCAGCAACACGGUGCCGGACCCUUCCCCCACAGACAGCACCGCUGCUGCUGCUGCUGCAGCUGCUGCUAAUGCUGCUGCUGCUGCAGGGCAGGGAGGGUAG